Molecule: messenger RNA, 887 nt
Organism: Manduca sexta (tobacco hornworm)
Lineage: Eukaryota; Metazoa; Arthropoda; Insecta; Lepidoptera; Sphingidae
Product: carbonyl reductase [NADPH] 3
Molecular function (GO): carbonyl reductase (NADPH) activity
Source: RefSeq, a predicted model, not a curated record
UUCUUGUUCUGAGUAAUAAUGUCACCACAGAAAGUAGCUAUAGUAACUGGCGCGAAUAAAGGCCUCGGUUUUGCCAUUGUUAAAAAAUUGUGUUCGAAAUAUGAAGGUUUAGUGUAUCUCACAGCAAGAAAUGAAAAUCGAGGUGUCCAAGCGAUAGAAGAAUUGAAAAAAAGUAACUUACAUCCAACUUUUCACAAACUAGACGUCUCUGAUCAAAGAAGCAUUUCGGAUUUCGCAGACCGUAACAAACAAAUAGAAAUUUUAAUUAAUAAUGCAGGAAUACUAUUCCUCAAGGACGCUAAGGAACCGCUAUGCUAUCAGGCUGAACAGACAAUUUUAAUAAACUUUUUCGGUUUAGUGAACUUUUGUGAAACUGUGAUACCGUACGUGAAAAAUGGAGGGAAAAUUGUGAACAUAUCGAGUUCGUCGGGUCAUUUGUCGCGUUUACCUUCAGAAGAAUUAAGAAAUAAAUUCAGUUCAGAAGAUUUAACUUUAGAUGAGCUGAAGGAAUUGAUGCAGAGUUACAUAGAAGCGGUGAAGCGCGGUGACGAUUUGAAGGACACUUGGGGUGAUUCACCCUAUGUCGUGUCUAAAGUUGGAGUCAACGCGUACACUUUUAAUUUGAGCCGUAGAUUAUCGCCGAAAGGUAUAACAGUAAACUGCAUCCAUCCAGGCUAUGUGAUCUCUGAUAUGACAAGAGGUGCUGGUAACGUGACUCCUGAAGAUGCGGCCGAAGUGCCUCUGAAGCUCGCCUUACAACCAGAGGGAUCGGGACUCUUUGUAUGGCAUAAUGGGAGUCCUGUCCCGUGGGAUGGCCCUGACCCACGGGGUUACAUCGAUGGGAAGUCAUAGUAUUUAUUUUUAAUAUACAUAUAUUCUCUUUAUGA